Messenger RNA from Carcharodon carcharias (great white shark), 897 nucleotides. Its product is annotated as armadillo repeat-containing X-linked protein 1-like. The record is from RefSeq and is a predicted model, not a curated record. Lineage: Eukaryota; Metazoa; Chordata; Chondrichthyes; Lamniformes; Lamnidae. The transcript is spliced from 2 exons. Bases 1 to 897 code for a protein of 298 amino acids. Gene Ontology annotation, cellular component: nucleus.
AUGGAAACCGACAUAGAAAUCUAUAAGAACAACAUGAUGGGGCUUUUGUCUGGAAUGGGAGCUGCUUAUUUACUGUACAAACCAAUCAACAGAAGCACUGACACUGAUGAGCACGACAGAAGAAUGUCUAGUAAUGAAUAUGGUUCAUGUGUUGAAGUAGCGCCUGGGAACUCUCACACGAUUCAGGCUGAUGCAUCAGGGCUUAAUAUCAUCAGCAGCUGUGAUGACAUGGACACACAACACUUGCGUAGGCUUUUGGCUAUUCUUAAGCAAAAUCCCAAUCCUACUUUGAAAGUGCUCAUUGGAACAGGUGUUUGUAGAUUGGCUGCAUUUUCUGGUAAUCACGAAUUAAUUCAUUCAGAAGGUGGAAUCAGCAUCGUUGUAGAAUCAUUGAAUGAUCCUCUAACUGAGGUAAAAGUAGAUGCUUUAAAUGCACUUAACUUUCUUUCUAACAAUGUUGCAAAUCGAGAAAUAAUCCAGGAAUAUGUUGAUCAGGUCUGCGAACUGGUCCACACAGCCAUUACAGACUCAGCAUUACAGUUUUCUACUUUAAGGCUGCUCAGUAACCUGCUACACAACCAUCAAAACCAGCUCAAGGUGAAAAGGUCCAUCCCAGAAGUUUUUGAACUGUUGCACAAAGGGUCAACCCAAACCAAGGCUCAAAUUAUGUGUGCAAUACCAGAUAUUCUAAAGGGUCAUCUAACAUUUGUGGCUAAUUUAAAUGAAAGCAGGAGAAGUCCACAUUGUGAGUCGGCUCGCCAUGAAUAUAGUGAAGAGUCCCUUUCUGCCCUGUUAUUUGGAAGCUCCCAGUUUUCAAAUGAACUCUUUUCUUUGAUGACACACCCAGACAAUGGGGUGUUCUUUCUGACUACAAAGAUUUUAACAAAAUUACAGUGA